This is a messenger RNA of Penicillium manginii, 702 nucleotides long. RefSeq names its product ThiJ/PfpI family protein. The coding region runs from base 1 to 702 and encodes 233 amino acids. NCBI's taxonomy places the organism in Eukaryota, Fungi, Ascomycota, Eurotiomycetes, Eurotiales, Aspergillaceae. Gene Ontology annotation, molecular function: glyoxalase III activity. The transcript is spliced from 3 exons. The record is from RefSeq and is a predicted model, not a curated record.
AUGGCUCCUAAGGUUCUCAUCGUCCUUACUUCCUUUGACACCAUGCCUGCGACUGGCAAGCCCACCGGCUGGUACUUGCCUGAAUUCGCCCACCCAUGGUACGAACUACACGAGAAAUGUGACCUGACAGUCGCCUCGCCAAAGGGCGGAAAAGCGCCCCUGGACCCCGCCUCGGUCGAGAUGUUCAAGACAGACGAAAAAUCCGUCUCAUUCCACAAAACCCAGUCCGCCCUCUGGGAAAAGACAAACGUCCUAUCCGACAUGAAAGCUUCCGACUUCGACGCUAUCUUCUACGUCGGCGGUCACGGCCCAAUGUUCGACCUGACAACUGACCCCACGAGCAUCGCCUUGAUCGAGGCCUUCGCCGCGGCCAAAAAGCCCAUCUCGGCUGUCUGCCACGGACCCUGCGUCUUUCUGAAACCCAAGGCGCCGAACGGCGAGCCGCUCAUCGCUGGUAAGACUGUCACGGGAUUCUCGAACUUGGAGGAGGAUCAGGUGCAAUUGUCUGCCGCUAUGCCGUUCAUGCUGGAGGACGAGUUGAAUAAGAUCUCUGGCGGGAAGUUCGUUAAGGCGGCUGAGGCUUGGGGGGAGAAGGUUGUUGUUGAGAGUACGAACGGGGUUGGGGGUGUGCUUAUUACAGGACAGAAUCCGGCUUCGGCCGAGGGGGUGGGCAAGGCUUUGUUGAAGGCUUUGGGGUUGUAA